CCGAUUGGCUACGGGGGUUGUCUUUACUUCUGCACGGGCACCGCACCCUCAUCGUCGAUUAAAAACAUUGUUCUGCUCUAUGUCGUCUAAGAGGACCAGUUUUGAUAGCUCUAUGACAGCAUAGCUGGAUGUUAUCCUUCAGUACAUAUCUAUAGGGUGCGGCAAGUGUAGGCAAGCCUGGGAAAGCCAGGACCAAGCCAAGCUUACUUUGGGUGAUGUGAACUCCACCCGAGGGUCUCGUUGACGAGUCCGACAGCCCUCAUUUUGGCCCUCCACCAGCUGCCAUCCUGAGCUGAUUUUCUCUUCAAAACAUUGGUGUCAAUAAAAGUGCUUCACCAUGACUUCAGAACUUGAUGCCUUGCGGCAAGAAACAGAACAACUAAAAAAUCAGAUUCGCGAAGCACGAAAAGCUGCUGGUGACACAAGUCUUGCUCAAGCUACAGCGUCAUGUGAACCUGUGGGCAGAAUACAAAUGCGUACCCGACGCACACUUCGGGGACACCUUGCAAAAAUAUAUGCCAUGCACUGGGCGACAGAUUCCAGGAUUUUGGGAAACCUUGUGUCAGCCUCUCAAGAUGGCAAGUUGAUAGUAUGGGAUGGUUACACAACAAACAAGGUGCAUGCAAUCCCACUACGCUCAAGUUGGGUUAUGACGUGUGCCUAUGCCCCUUCAGGGAGCUUUGUGGCCUGUGGUGGUCUGGACAACAUAUGCUCCAUUUACAGUCUCAAAACACGUGAAGGCAAUGUGAGAGUUUCACGAGAGCUUCCAGGCCACACAGGAUAUCUCUCUUGCUGUCGUUUCAUUGAUGACAACCAAAUUGUCACGAGCUCUGGUGACAUGACAUGUGCUUUAUGGGAUAUAGAGACUGGACAACAGACCACCUCCUUUACUGGUCAUACUGGAGAUGUCAUGAGUCUGUCCUUAGCACCAGAUAUGCGCACUUUCGUCUCGGGAGCUUGUGAUGCUUCAGCUAAGCUUUGGGAUGUACGAGAUGGCAUGUGCAAACAGACUUUCUCAGGCCACGAGUCCGACAUCAAUGCCAUUACAUAUUUCCCCAAUGGCCAUGCAUUUGCAACGGGGUCUGACGAUGCUACAUGCAGACUGUUUGACAUCCGAGCAGACCAGGAGAUAGGGAUGUACUCACAUGACAAUAUCAUUUGUGGCAUAACAUCAGUGGCCUUUUCCAAAAGCGGUCGCCUACUGCUUGGUGGUUAUGAUGAUUUUAACUGCAAUGUGUGGGAUGUCUUGAAGCAAGAGAGAGCAGGUGUGCUGGCUGGACAUGACAACCGUGUUAGCUGUCUGGGAGUAACAGAAGAUGGCUCUGCUGUGGCCACUGGCUCGUGGGACAGCUUCCUUAAGAUUUGGAAUUGAUAGCACGCCCUUUGCCCCAUAUUUCCUGACCACCCCCACCCCAUUGUAGCCAUGGGUGGAUUUCUGGGGACCUUGCGCCUGUCUCCUUACCACACACACAAUGUACACACAUACAUACACUUUUCACAAAUCAGAACAAAGAGUUCAGCAUACACUCUCAUGCUGUGGGAUACAAUGCAUGCUACAUGUUAUAGGCCAUGCACGUGUGGAAAAUAUCACAAGUCCAUAACACCGAGCCCUUUUUAACAUUCAUACCAGGCCAGGAAGCUUGUGAUAACAGAAAAAGCUUCAGCACAACUCCACCAACAAACUAUCCAGUGUGACUGAACUUCUCUUUUUUGCAUCUUGAAGAAUGUUGACCUGAAUGCACGUUCAUGAUUCAGUAGACUAGACAAGUUGCACAUGCCACUUGGUGACAAACAAUGCAUCAGAAUCAUCGGGAAGCUUGCAAAGGACAUAUAUGACCUACUUGGCAACUAUUGAUGAGUGGAGUUGGCUUACAAACUUUGUAGUGUUCAGUUGGAGCUCCCUGCCAUGCCUCACCACCUUUUUUUUUAAUGUCUUGACCCCCUAAUCCCUGCUGGAUGAUAGGCCUGGUGUUGAUUAUGUAUGCCUAGAUAAGUUUGCUUUAUUAUGGUCUAACAUUUGAAAAAGGCACAAGUAACUUGUCACCUUCGCUAGCAGAGUUUUGCCAAGUCAUCUAGAAUGUGUUUGCCAUUGAAAAAAUAUAUAUAACAGAGGGUAGAAUAUAUUGGCAUUCAUUUCUAAUAAUUUAUUUUAAAGAUAGCUCUUGGAGUUUACUGCAACAGAAUAUUUGCACAAAAAUAAAAUGCAUGUACUUGCCCUGUCACAUAUGCUCAUGCAUACGUAUUUAUUCUCCCAUGCUGAUGUGUAUGAGCAUACGUGUACACACAGCAUAAGAAAUAGUGAAUGGCAGUGCCUGUUAGUGUACAAUUUCAGGGCACAAAAUUCUCUUCAGUGGUAAAUAAAAGGAGUUAGAAUUCAUUUGUAAAGACGGCAUCAGAAUAAUGCUUAUUGAGCUAGUUUAUUUCUGGGAAGUGUACGACAUUCAGAUGCUUUUUUAUAACUAUUAUUUAUUCUUUUUAUUUUACUUGUUUAUUUUUAUUUUAUUUAUUUAUUUUUUUUGGUAAGUGAACUAGUGAAUGCUGCAGUUCAUCAGGUGGCUUGUUGAGAGUGGCAAUCAAGGGGCCCAGAUCAAAGCAGAAUUUGUGUCUGGGAUAUGCAUGGCAUAUGGCUGCCUUCUAUCCUCUGCCUGUUCUCAUCCCAGAUUAUUCUGAACAGUGGUAUUUGUAGCAAAAUGAUCUGACUUGCUUUUAAAGACUGGAUGAAUAUGCACUCAUCACUCACGUAUCCAGAACUCUAGUGUGGAUUUGUGAGCAUAUGUUCAAUGAUGAUAAUUAUGUUGUUCAAUUUUUGUGCAAGCAUGUGUGUAUGUACAAGAGUGAAUGCCUGUUUAAUCUUUAUUUGUGCAAUGUGUUUUUAAAAUACUUUGUUUGCAUAUGCAUGAUCAUAAUUUAAAAGAAAUAUUGACAUAAAAAAAGAAGAGAACUGCAUUCAUAAUCUGCCAUAGUUAUCAAUGACAAGAUGUUGGAGAUAGUGUUAAGUUGCGGUUGAAAAAAAUUGUGGAUUUAGAUAUCUUGACAUGUUCUCAGCUGGCAAGUUCGCUUGUCCAAGUGUACUGUUGUGCAUUGAUGUAGCUGUCAAAUUGUGAUACAUCAUACUCACUUCCUGCUUCUUUCACUACUCUUUGGCCUCAGCUCUCAUUUUCUUUGACAUAGUUCUUUGUCAGACCGGCAGUUCUCUUGAAACCUGUUGUGCCUGCCUGCCUGCAAACCUUGUAUUUCAUUAAUGACUGUAAUAAUCGACAUUGUUAAUUAAGCGACUACCUACUGCAAACCAUCAUACCAUUGUGCUUUUUGACCAUUAGCUUAACUUUUUCUUAAGCCUCAACUGCAUACUUUGCUAUGUGAUUGACCAAUUAGUGACUUGCCACAGAUUGACUACCUUAGUCCAGUUUUAAUGACGGUGUCCGUCUUAAGCUCAAUUUCCUGAAACCUUUAUGUCCACAUCAAAAAAUGUGUUUAAGUAAUCACAGAUGUGCCACAAUAUAGGGCUAAGUAAAAGUACAGUUUCUGUGAUAGAAAACACUUUGCGAUAGCUUAAUGGCUCACUUUCACAACUGUAAGAGAAAAUAAGAUUUUUACCUUUGAGUGCUGGCCAGAAACAAAGAGAAAUUAGAAGUUUUAACAUGUUAUCAAACUGGUCAUCUGAGUGUAGUAAAAGCUGAAUGCAAUGGACUGAAGUUCUAAAAGAGGAUAGGAUAACAGUAAAUAAAAUUAAAACUGGCCAAAAACUAGACAUCAACUAACUGCCUUUAGAAAUUGAAUAGAUUUAAAAACAAAAUUUAACAGCCAACAUCUUAGUAGUACUACAUCUACUCAUAAUCUUGUGGGCACAUAAAGCUUGAAGGGAGAAAGCCAUCUUGCCCAACAUUUUCAGUGACAUUUUGCCCAGGUAAACCAAGUGCAUAGGUGCUUUUGUCAUUGUGUUGUAAUUCUCAUGAAUUUCUGAUAUUAAAUCAAAUUCAUGACUAGGUUUGGUUUGCUUUGUACUACAUAACUUUGUCUUUGUUUUGGUCAUCAUCUUUUCACCUAUUUUGUCAUUGUUCCUUCUACCAAGAGAGCCAUGUAAAUGUUAAAGUCGUGUAAGGAAUUGUAUCUUAUGUUGAGAGAGGUUGGGUAGUGAUAAAUGUCUCUUAAUCUGAAUGCAUCCAUAUUCACAACAUCUUGCUCAUUUGAAUGUGUGCAUUGGUGUGUGAAUGCAAGCAUUGGCUGGUGCAGCGACAGUAUAAACAGGAAACACGUUGCAUAUUUUGUCCAGCAUGUGUUGUCAUAACUUUUGCUUUAUACAUAGGCAAUUCAGGAUCCGAUGUGUCAUCCAAACCCUUACAGUUAAAUGACGUCUCCUUUUUUUUUUGUGUGUGGCUUACUGUUCAUUACUGCUGCAGUGAUGACAAUAAGCAGCAAAAGCUGGGGCUCAGCACAAACAGCACAAGUAGCACAACAUGUUCACAUCGUCCUGUCUUUUCUUGAAUGGAUUUUGAUACUAUGGAGUCAUGGCUGGCUUGCAUGUCUAUUCUCUCGAUGUUGCAGUCUUUCUGUUUUAAUGUGUCUGUGGCAUAGUACCAAUAACAUUUCUGGAUGGCCCAACAGAAUCAACUCGAGAUGUGCCUCUGUACACAUGGUCAUUUUAGUCUGCAAGAUCCAACUUUUCUUUUCCGGUUGGCUAACAUCUCUCCUAACAGAAUAUACUGGAGCUUUUUGUGGACGAAUACCAUUUGUGUAAAUUUUCUUUAAUUAUUACACAAUUUUUUUUAUGUGUUUUGACAUAAAAGUUGAAUGCAGCCAUUCAGCUGUAGUAGAUGGCUUUUCUGUUUUUUGCCCAGUCCACUAGCCAUUAUCAGGUUUCUGUGGGUCAUUUUCAUCUGAUAUUGCAUAUUGAGGCACUACACGAGACUGGAAUAUCUCAGAAUAAUGCCAUUGCAAGUCGUGAAAUGUUUGGCCAUCAGAAUCCUAAAUGCUUACUGUGUACCUGUUUUGAGCAAUGUGUAAACAUAUGAGCUGUAAAGAAUGAGUGAAUAUUUGUGUCUUAUUGUUUUUCUUUAGUUAUUUUGUAUUCAUAUUGUAUACAAUAAUUAUAAGUUUUUUGUUGGUUAGACAACAUUUCUUUGUUGAUGGCUAUCACGUGCUGAUCGUUGUUUCCGGACAUCACUCAGCUGUUGAAAGUGUAUAUGCCUGCAUAGUGCAGCAUUUUUAUUUGAUUUGUACAGGUAGAAAUAUGAACACAGUAUUGCUUGAAUGCUGUGUUAGGUGUAAGUUAACCACGUAUAUUGCAUAUUGUUUGUUAUUUGAGAAACUGGGAAAAUACAGAUAGAAAUGGGGGAGGUCCUAAUUGUUUAGGAGGGUGUGAAGUGUUUCCCCUGUCCUCAUCACCAACCAGUGGUGUUGCACUUUGUUUACUUUUACUUUGUAAACAUAGGUGAGACUGUGCAAUAGAGAGGCGAGAGAGUGAGUGUGUGUGUAAGAGAGAUUCUAGUGCAUGAUUGUUGGGCAGUGCCUAAAAGUCAUCAAAGGUAUCUGUCUUGGUGGGCCAUGGAACAGCGGCUUUGAUUAUCAUGCUUGUGUAUUUAAAGACAGACACGCUUUGUGUCCUGUUCAUCCCACUUGUAAAUUUACCAGUAACAUGGAUAAACAAAUGGUAACAGUUUCUGCUGUCUUUUUCAACUGUGUAGCUCUACAGAAUCUUGAAACCUCUUUUCCUUCAAAGAGCACUUCAGCAGAUUUCUUAACCAUACUUGUUUCCUUUUCCCCAGUCAUUUGAACUUUUAACAAGUUCUCUAACCCCUGCCCCCCCCCCCCAUACCCUUUCUCUGGAUUUACCCCUUUACUCCCAUCCGGUCAGACAUGAAGUGACCAAACAAGGGGUUAGAAGACCCAGGAAGUAAACUAAUGCUUUUGUUGAGGCACAUGUAUUACCAGUGAAGUAUGCUACAAUAAUUGAUUUGUGUACCAGGUAGUAGUGUUCUAAGUAGCUGCCUGUUGCGCAUUAAUCCAAACAGGUAAAUCAGAAAAUCCCGGAUCAUGUAAAAGUGAAUGCCUCGUUUAUGUAGUUGUAAAUGGCAUAUUUGAGUGAGGUCUUUUCAUUUAUCCAGCCUUGCAUCUUUAAGUCUGCCACUUUCAAUUUGAGUCCUUGGAUGCCUAGCUACUAUGUUACUCACCUCUUUAUUCUGAGCAUACGUUCUGUGUACUUUGUACUACUGUACAUACGUACACACCAAUUUAAAAAAAAAAUCUCACUGUCACUAGUCUGCGAUCCUCACCUUUUGUGACAUUUCAUUUCGUAUGUGUACUUGUAAUUUUCAUUUGUCAAAUAAAGCUAUUUGUCUUUA
Molecule: messenger RNA, 6341 nt
Organism: Pomacea canaliculata
Lineage: Eukaryota; Metazoa; Mollusca; Gastropoda; Architaenioglossa; Ampullariidae
Product: guanine nucleotide-binding protein subunit beta
Exons: 11
Coding region: 338-1372 (344 amino acids)
Biological process (GO): G protein-coupled receptor signaling pathway
Cellular component (GO): cytoplasm; heterotrimeric G-protein complex
Molecular function (GO): protein binding; signaling receptor complex adaptor activity
Source: RefSeq, a predicted model, not a curated record